AACGUCUCGCCAUUUUCCUGUUGUUAGCUAGCCUAGCAUGCUAACAGGCUAACACACUACUAGGAGCAUCUUUUAGUCAACCCGCUCAGCGACGGCAGGAGUCACAAAAAAAAAACACACGGCUCGGUUGGUGUAGCUGGCCUGUGACCUUCCCGUCACCAUGGACGAGGAGUACUAUGGCGCUGCAGGAGACUGGGACGGGACGGAGAGUAACAUGGAGGACGGUUAUGGUGACGCAGAAAGUGAUGGAAAAGUCCAGGAAGACUGCCUACAGAAAUUCUCCAGUAGGGAUUACAUUAUGGAACCUGCUGUCUUCAACACCCUCAAAACGUAUUUCCAAGCUGGUGGCUCUCCAGAGCAUGUGAUCCAGCUCCUCUCUGAAAACUACUCUGCCGUGGCCCAAACUGUAAACCUCCUGGCAGAGUGGCUUAUCCAAAUGGGCGUAGAGCCCGCUCAGGUCCAGGAGCGUGUGGAAAAUCACCUGAAGAGUCUUUUGAUAAAGCACUUUGACCCCCAGAAAGCAGACUCCAUCUUUACUGUUGAAGGAGAGACUCCGGCCUGGCUGGAACAAAUGAUAGCCCACACUACAUGGAGAGAUCUCUUCUACAAGCUGGCUGAGGCUCACCCUGACUGCCUGAUGCUCAACUUCACUGUAAAGCUCAUUUCAGAUGCAGGGUACCAGGGGGAGAUCACCAGUGUAUCUACAGCGUGUCAGCAGCUGGAGGUUUUCUCCAGGGUGCUGAGGACGUCUCUGGCCACACUGCUAGACGGAGGAGAGGAGAACCUCGAGAAGAAUUUGCCAGAAUUUGCUAAGAUGGUGUGUCACGGGGAGCACACCUACCUGUUCGCCCAGGCCAUGAUGUCCAUCCUGGCCCAGGAGGAGCAGGGCGGGUCGGCCAUGCGCAGGAUCGGCCAGGAGGUGCAGAAGUCAGCACAUCAAAGAGGUCACGAUGCCAGCCAGAUAACACUUGCGUUGGGUACAGCAGCAGCCUACCCUCGAGCCUGCCAAGCCCUGGGCGCCAUGUUGUCCAAAGGAGCUCUCAAUCCUGCCGAUAUCACGGUUCUCUUCAAGAUGUUCAGCAGCAUGGACCCACCACCCGUGGAGCUGAUCCGAGUGCCUGCCUUUUUGGACUUGUUCAUGCAGUCGCUGUUCAAGCCAGGCUCAAAGAUCAACCAGGACCACAAACACAAAUAUAUUCACAUCUUGGCCUAUGCUGCCAGCGUGGUUGAGACAUGGAAAAAGAACAAGCGAGUUAACAUCAACAAAGAUGAGCUGAAGUCCACGUCCAAGGCCAUAGAGACUGUGCACAACCUGUGCUGCAACGAGAACAAAGGGGCCACAGAGCUGGUGGCUGAGCUCAGUACUCUGUACCAGUGCAUCCGGUUCCCGGUUGUUGCUAUGGGUGUUUUGAAGUGGGUAGAUUGGACGGUGUCUGAGCCUCGGUACUUCCAGCUCCAAACAGACCACACUCCAGUCCACUUAGCACUGCUGGACGAGAUAUGCACGUGUCACCAGCUGCUGCACCCACAAGUUCUCCAGCUGCUCAUCAAGCUUUUUGAGACAGAGCACUCGCAGCUAGACGUCAUGGAGCAGCUGGAGCUGAAGAAGACCCUGCUGGACCGAAUGGUUCAUCUGCUGAGUCGUGGCUACGUCCUUCCUGUUGUUAGUUACAUCCGCAAGUGUUUGGAGAAACUCAACACGGACAUUUCACUUAUUCGAUACUUUGUCACUGAGGUGCUGGAUGUGAUUGCCCCUCCCUACACGUCAGAUUUUGUACAGCUCUUCCUGCCCAUCCUGGAGAACGAUAGCAUUGCAGGCACAAUCCGCACCGAGGGAGAACACGAUCCUGUUGCUGAGUUCAUAGCUCAUUGCAAGUCAAACUUCAUCAUGAUUAACUGAGGUGGAGAGGACACUGGGGACUUGGUUGCUUCAGAUUGUCCCAGGAGGAUUUGGUAGAGACAGAAGCCCGGGUACUCGUCAUGAGCCAAUUCUUUACCUCGUGCUGGACCUGGGAACAGAUGACAGACUGUCCCUUUUCACACAGUGAAUUUAAAUUUAUUUGUAGUGAGGCUGCACAAACUCAGAUGACAGGAUUGGCGUGAUACUAAGGUAUUGAAAAGGACUUGUUGAAGGUAAAGCCUCUUAAAAUGCAGCUACAUGUUUUUUGUUUCAAGUGUAUAUUUGAGUUUUCUAUAUUUUAUAUGUUGGUUCAGGCUGUUUUAAAAUAAAGCAAAACACACUGA
Molecule: messenger RNA, 2244 nt
Organism: Myripristis murdjan (pinecone soldierfish)
Lineage: Eukaryota; Metazoa; Chordata; Actinopteri; Holocentriformes; Holocentridae
Gene: nelfcd
Product: negative elongation factor complex member C/D
Exons: 15
Coding region: 161-1900 (579 amino acids)
Biological process (GO): negative regulation of transcription elongation by RNA polymerase II
Cellular component (GO): nucleus; NELF complex
Molecular function (GO): RNA binding
Source: RefSeq, a predicted model, not a curated record